GGCCAACCUAAGAUUUAAUUCAAUUCUUUCAACCAUCACUACACAUUGAGGCACUUCUUCGUUAUGAAGUUGGUGGUAUUCAUAUUCUGUGGUUUGCUGAUGGUUCAAAUCAUCAUUGGUUUUAAAAAAGUCCCUGAAUUUAACUCUGCUAAAGAUGAUGAGCAUGCAACAAUGCAAAAGGCAGGCGAGGAUGUAGCUUCCAUAAAUAAUAACAACUCCACUGAAGAGAAGUCAAAGCUCCAAACUGGAGACAGUAUCGAGAGUAAAGCAUUUGAUGAAGAUGAAUGUGAGCUGGAAAACACUAAGCAAACAAUAGAAGGAGUAAUGAAGGAUGAAGGUAUCAACAAUAAAGAGGUAAAUUGGAAAGACAUCCAUCAUCAUGCAACAGAAGGUAUCAACAUUAAAGAGGUUAUGUCUAAGUACUCUCUACAAAUGGAAAAUGGUCAGCAACCAUUGAUUGUUGUUAUAUCCAACGGACCACAGGGAAACCAUGAGAUUACACUUUGUCUGGUGACAAAGGACGGGGAAGCCGAACCAAAAUCCGGGAAACAGACAGAAAACAAGGGAUCUAUCCAGCCAACAACAUGGUGGCGAAGACUUUUCCAAUACCUAGUUGCUUCCCUGUACUGGCUCAGCAGUAACGCCAUACAAAUACUUGGGUUCGUUAGUCAAUUGUACGGUUUUUGGGAGCGAUACAAUAGAAGAUAUCAUAGAGAUAUGGAGAUACAAUUACUGGUCAUAUCCAGUUCAGGUACAAUCAUCUUGUAUUCAGUAAGCAUGAAUUAG
Molecule: messenger RNA, 786 nt
Organism: Anneissia japonica
Lineage: Eukaryota; Metazoa; Echinodermata; Crinoidea; Comatulida; Comatulidae
Exons: 6
Coding region: 64-786 (240 amino acids)
Source: RefSeq, a predicted model, not a curated record